UGCAGGGAUCAGUGUUUUUAAAAAUUUUGUGAUCAAGGUUUUUGACUGAGAUUUGCCACGUCCCACAGCUGUGAAUAUUCAGCUCAUCACAAACGUUUAUGAGCGCGGAAUAAAGGUUCAAGUCAGUCAGUCAGUCAAGAAUCAAGAUCUGCAUGCAACUGCCGCUGGGAGUAUUUCCUUGUUGAGCGUGUCAUACAAGUUCCUUUCACACGUGGUUGUACGAUAUGCGUCUCAGGUUCCCUUCUUCCAUGGCCAACACUAUUCAACAGCAAAAGCACUUUCUGUCGUUUCCAUACUACGCUGUGGUCGGCGCUUCCACAGACCAGUCAAAGUUCGGCACGAAGGUUCUGCAAUGGUACAUCCAGCGGAACAAACCAGUAACCCCAGUCCACCCAUCGAAUGACGAGUUGGAGGGCAUAAAGACCAUACGGUCCCUGAUUGACCUUCCGAAGCCAACCGAGACGUCGGUGAGUAUAAUAACGUCCGCUAAGAUCACUAUCGAUCUGCUCAAGCAAAUCAAGGAACUUUCGAUUCCCGCUGUCUGGUGCCAGCCAGGAGCAACUGAUGUUGCUUGCGUGCAGUACAUCAAAGACAACGGGAUGUCUGACCGUGUACUUUUCGAAGGAGAGUGUAUACUAAGAGAUGGUGACGGGGUCUUGCAGGCAAUGUUGUAAGAUGGACUGAUCCGCUGAUAAUUCUGCAGAGUAUGGUGAUGAAUAAAUAUUGUUUUAUCCUCCC
Molecule: messenger RNA, 738 nt
Organism: Suillus paluster
Lineage: Eukaryota; Fungi; Basidiomycota; Agaricomycetes; Boletales; Suillaceae
Product: CoA binding domain-containing protein
Exons: 3
Coding region: 225-674 (149 amino acids)
Source: RefSeq, a predicted model, not a curated record